Messenger RNA from Coffea eugenioides, 453 nucleotides. RefSeq names its product kirola-like. Lineage: Eukaryota; Viridiplantae; Streptophyta; Magnoliopsida; Gentianales; Rubiaceae. The record is from RefSeq and is a predicted model, not a curated record. The transcript is spliced from 2 exons. Gene Ontology annotation, biological process: defense response. The coding region runs from base 1 to 453 and encodes 150 amino acids.
AUGAGUCUUGCUGGAAAGCUGGUUAACCAAAUCGAGAUAAAGUCCGAUGGAGAUGUGUUUCAUGAAAUUUUUAGGUACAGACCACAUGAUAUAUCCACCAUGAGCCCUAGUAAUGUUCAAGGCUGCGAUCUGCAUGGUGGUGAUUGGGGAACCGUAGGAUCUGUCACUUUCUGGAACUUUACUCAUGAUGGGAAAGAGAAAGUGGCCAAAGUGGUAAUUGAAGCCAUAGAUGAGGCGAAGAAAUCAAUCACGUUCAAAAUGAUUGAAGGAGAUCUAAUGGAGUUUUACAAGACCUUCAUCGCAACUGUUCAUGUUGAGGCUCUGGGUCAAAGCUGCUUGGUUGCAUGGACCAUCGAGUAUGAGAAACGAAGUGAGAAUGUCCCUGACCCAAAUACUUUGAUGGAGUUAGCCCUUAAUAUCACUAAGGAUAUUGAGACUCACCAGCUCAAAUGA